Messenger RNA from Adineta ricciae, 990 nucleotides. The record is from the annotation of a GenBank genome assembly. Lineage: Eukaryota; Metazoa; Rotifera; Eurotatoria; Adinetida; Adinetidae.
AUGAUUAACAUUUGUUUUCACUAUCUCGAUCAACAUUUUCUUGGUCAGUUGGAUGAAAUCUUCGAUUUCCAUGAUUUUCACCAAUUAGUCCUCCAGCAUUUCAACAAUCCAUUCGACUAUCGUUUUACUCUAGCCAACAAAGAACUUGAUCUUUUCAGUCGACAAUCAUUUGCUCGUUAUCAAUCAUUGUUGACGAAUGGUAUCUUUAUACUUGUUCUCAAGCGAAUGUCAGGAGGAGGUUUUCUCGAAAUCUCAGUUUUGACCGAUAUCAUUCUUCAGGAUCUUGAAAGAGCCGUACAACAGAUUCCAACCAAUAACAAUGAAGAACGUCCAUGUCAAGUAUGCCGUGAGAAUACAAGCUGUAUGAAAUUGUGUUGCAAUCGAAUAUGUAAAGUCUGUUUUGGUGAUUAUUUCGCGCAUUCGACUUUCAAACUGAAUUGUAUGACCUGUCGUCGUCAAGUACCGUAUGGUCAAUUCUUCAUCUCACCUGAAUUCGUUCGUGCACUUGAAUCAUUGAAUGAAAUUUGCGGAUUGAUGAAAUACAUCGAUUGCCAAAUUUGCCAUUGUGGAUCACUGGUAGUCAAUGAAACCCUAUAUGCUCAACAGACAUGCGGCAACUGCACGCGUGAAUUUUGGUUUUUCUGUAACAAGGAUUGGACUGAAGGGAAAAUUCCUCGAAAGAAUGAUCGAUACACAUGUCAUGUCAGCUGUGAUUAUGAAACAAAACUAUCUUACGAAUUGAUACCAUUACAAUAUAAUAAGAAUGUACACGUGCCAAACCGUCGAUUCUGUCCGUCUUGUUUUACACUCGGAUCGUAUGAUGAAAAAUGUAAAUAUCACACCUGUUCCACAUGUCAACAUUCGUUCUGUUUUAUCUGUUUGGAAGAAGAAGACACGUGUAAAACGAAGUACAACUCAAAUUAUCAACAUCAAUGCACAGAUGUAAAAAAACAGACAUACGAAAAUUUUCCGAGGAUCGCCAAGUGUUAA